Messenger RNA from Habropoda laboriosa, 1468 nucleotides. RefSeq lists its product as uncharacterized. NCBI's taxonomy places the organism in Eukaryota, Metazoa, Arthropoda, Insecta, Hymenoptera, Apidae. The coding region runs from base 1 to 1455 and encodes 484 amino acids. The record is from RefSeq and is a predicted model, not a curated record. Gene Ontology annotation, molecular function: protein binding. The transcript is spliced from 3 exons.
AUGGCUCUGCUGUACAGAUUCGCGCAGCUGCCUGAUCGCAGUGGCACGCGGGUCUUCUCGUUCGUCGUCACCAGGAGUGUGGUACGCGACCCCGAAAGAGACGUCACCAGUAAGGAGCUCGUAUGCGGCUUCCAAAGAUGGUCCGUCGCGUUCUCGCGAGGAAACAAGAUUCUAGGCGCGUACCUAGUAUGGCGUGGUGCCUCGAGGAACCUGCGUGUGUACGUGGACUUCACGUUCACCCUGUUGAACCGCGAGCACUUCUCGAAGAACGAGGGAUUCUCCGGGCGGCGCGUGAAAUUCACGUACGAGGCGCCUGCACAGGGCAACCGCAACUACAUCGCCGUAUCGGACCUCUACAAUCGGAACUUCGCCGACACGAACGGCGAGUUUCAGCUGGAGUUAACCAUGGCGAACGUGAAAACGGUGUACAUGACCGAUCUGAAGAUGCCAAGCAGCACGUUUCCAGCUGGACAAUCCAAGCAGAAUAAACUGGAGACCGAUUAUUUCGCGUUCGGUGGUUUCGAUUGGAACUUGGUCAUCUAUCCGCAUGGAAACAAAGAGUUGGAGGGUUAUCGUGGGCACGACGGCGGGAUUAGCGUGUAUCUGAUGAGAAUGAGCGGCUUCGAUCAUCGUUGUAGAGUGAGAUACAGCGUGACUUUGGGCGAGGGAGAUCGUAGAAUUAAUUCCGGACAGAUCGAGGACCUGUCUGACGCUGAAGGAUGCGGUUUCGGAUGGCAUCCUCGUGUCAGAUGGUCCGAUAUAGCGCACAAAGGCGUGGUUAGAGUGUACCUAGAGAUGGUAGAAGUUAGGACCAUCUGUGAAGUUGCUGUUCAAGCGAGAGGACCGUCGAAUCUGCCAGCUACGCCGUUCUACGACCGGGACAAACGAGCUUGGACGAUCAGAGCUGAUCUACACUCGGACACAGUCAGGCUUCAUUUGGUCUACAAGGAUAUUCACAACGUUCCGCAGAAUCAUUUGAGGUACGUCAGCUGGUCAGCCUAUCUCCUCCGCGACGAGGAGCCUACCCCGGUCGCGAUCAGUCUCCCAGGUGCCCCGUUCAGCCGUUACUACGCCCAGGAAUCCGUGGACGAGGGUAUAAUAAUGGAGACGAAUCUCGACACGAACGAGGUGAAAGAGAAUCACUGUCCGUUCCUAACGGACAAAGGACAACUGAGGAUCCGGCUGGAAUGGAACGAGAGUCACUUGCUGUUCCAGGCGACCUACCACAAAUACGACGACGUGUGUCGUAUCCACAACGAACAGAUGAGACGAGAGAUCACUUCGUUGCAGGCGGAGAAUCUCAGUUUGGAGAGGCAGUUGUUCAGUUAUCAGAAGAGUCUCGCUUACACGCAGGCGCAGCAACAGCAACAGCAACAGCAUCAGAAUCAACAGCAUCACGGUGGCCAUCAGGCGCACCUAGAGAGAUCAGCGUCCACAGACACCGAAUACGCCUGACAAAUGGAACAGA